Molecule: messenger RNA, 3685 nt
Organism: Scophthalmus maximus (turbot)
Lineage: Eukaryota; Metazoa; Chordata; Actinopteri; Pleuronectiformes; Scophthalmidae
Gene: brd8b
Product: bromodomain containing 8b
Exons: 18
Coding region: 69-2363 (764 amino acids)
Cellular component (GO): NuA4 histone acetyltransferase complex
Molecular function (GO): protein binding
Source: RefSeq, a predicted model, not a curated record
GACAGUAGCCUGUGUACCACUCAAACCUGUCCGGCGGAAGUUGUGCUUUCGGCCUGGUCACAAAAGAAAUGGCGAGCGGUAUCGGCAAACACAAGAUACUGAAUGUGGGGCCAACGGAGCCCUGGUCCGUGCGGGAGAAACUAUGCCUGGCCUCCUCCGUUAUGAGAAGUGGCGACCAAAACUGGGUGUCUGUAAGCAGAGCCAUCAAGCCUUUCUCGGAGCCCGGUCGUCCGCCUGACUGGUUCUCUCAGAAGCACUGUGCCUCACAAUACUCCGAGCUGCUGGAAGCCACAGAAGCACCAAAGCGUAAGCGCGGUGAGAAGGGCGAGGUGGUUGAGACCAUUGAAGAUGUCAUCGUCCGCAGGCUGACGACUGAGAGGAUAGAGGAGCUGAAAAAACUACUACGAGACACACAAGAGCAGUACAGGAAGUUGAAGAAGGAGGUGGAUAUGAUACAGACGGGUCACAUGGACUCUCAGCUGAAGGAGCUGUGGGCAGACAUCACACUAAAGAAGAAGCAGGAUGAGGAGGAAGCAGAGCAGAAGAGGAAAGCAACAGAAACAGCAUACCAAGCUCGACAGGCAGUGAAAAACACACCCAAGCGUUUGCCCAGUGUGACUGUUCGUUCUCCCCUGGGUGCCAGUCCUCCAGCGCUGGAUUCUCAGGCUGACUCCUCAGCCCCCACGCCGCCCAUGGACACGGGAGGCGUUGCCUCCGACGACACCACCACCACCACCCACUCCGUUGUUCAGGGGGUCGGCGUGUUUCUACCCGUGGCGGACGCUCCUGGCCCCGGGCCCAAAGAUGCGGGCCUGGCUGCUCUAGCAGAUGACUCACCGCAGAAGAGACUCCUGACCCAGAAGGCCACACCGCCGCCCUCGCCGCUUCUGUCAGAACUGCUGAAAAAAGGGAACCUCAUCUCGGCGAGCCCCCGUCUGGUUGCAGAGGGAGACUCUGCUGGAAGCUUCACCAACGGACUACAGACAGCCACUGCAGCCACUGCCUUACCCGCUGGUCACGAGGUCAUCACAGAAGGCGAAGCAGAAGCCGCAGUGAAGGCAGAGCUGGGUGAGGAGUCGGUAUUAGUAGAAGAGGACCUUGUAGCUGUCUCUUAUAUGGGUGACGAACUGGAUCUGGAGACAGUAGGAGGCAUCAUUGCCAUCAUAGAGGAGAAGGUCGAUGACUCUGUUGAGGCUUUAGAUGCAGCAGCAGUGGAAGCAGCGCUCUCUCUUUGUGAAGAGGCCGUUUCAGAGGGACACACCCUCCCCGGCCCCUGGGAGACCCAGGAGCUGAAAGCCUCCGAUCCCACGCCCACAGUCCAAGACUCUGGCCCCACACAGGAGCCUCAGGUCAUGGCCACGGUGUCGGCCCCGGCUCCUGCAAGCGCAGAGGCCCAGGACCAAUCAGAAAGCAAAAGGGAAGAGCAGCUUAAGGGAAACUGUGAGGGACCAGAGGUGACGGGAAGUGACGUCACGUCUUCCGUCGCCUCUGAUGACGGUGCCGCAGGAAUCGAGGUCGCGGAGGAGGCGGUGACGGGGAAGGAGGCAACUGAGGCAACAGUGAAGAGUGAAGGAGAGGAGUGGAGUCAGCCUGAGCCCAACCCGCCCUGCCUUGACUCUGAGGACAGCUCUGUGUCUGGCAAAGAGUCCAAGUGUUUUCAGGAGGUGAAGGAGGAGGAGGCGGGCAGUGAGGGUGACCCUGAAGAAGGGAUGGAGCUGAAGGAGGAGUGUGGGGAGGGGCCUUAUCUGUCAGAGGUGGAGCGGGCAGCCAGCGAGAGCGAAGACGGCUACGGCCCGCCCUCCCAACGCUACACGGCAGAUUCACUGGCCAGCAGCCCGGCCUCGUCAUCCCAACUAUCUACAUGUGGUGAGGACCAGGAGGCGGUUCAGGCACAAAAGAUCUGGAAGAAGGCCAUAAUGCUGGUGUGGAGAGCUGCAGCCAACCACAGGUACGCCAGUGUCUUCCUGCAGCCUGUGUCAGAUGACAUCGCCCCUGGUUACCACAGCAUCGUACACAGGCCCAUGGACCUGUCGGCCAUUAAGAAGAACAUCGAGUCGGGCGUGAUCCGCACGACGGCCGAGUUCCAGCGAGACAUCAUGCUCAUGUUUCAGAACGCCGUCAUGUACAACUCGUCAGACCACGACGUGUACCACAUGGCGCUGGAGAUGCAGCGCGAUGUCCUGGAGCACGUGCAGCAGUUCCUGGCCACCCAGCUCAUCAUGCAGACGUCGGAGAGCGCCAUCUCCGCCAAGAGCCUCCGCGGCAGAGAGGGAAACCGUAAGCCCGGAGAACCUGCUGAGAAGGACGGAGGCACCAGGGGUCGCCGCAGUGCCAUGGAGGCGGACCUCAAAAUGAAAAAAUAAAGAGUGAGAUUCCGGAGAACAACUCACUCAGAGAAACAAAGAGCCACUGUUUUGGAAUCGGAGAAGCUGGAGCUGAAUACUCAGACUCUGUGUGCCUAGUCUCUGUGUGUGUGUGUGUAUGCGCACACACACUUAGUCGUCUUUGCUUUGGUAUAGAUGAGGGUGUGUGUGUGUGGACCUGAGAGAGCUGCACAGAGCCGCCUCUUCUCCAGUUCAUGUGCAGCACUAUUGGAUUUCACUACAGGAAACAAGCCAGCGCACCACUUUCCCCUCGUAUCAUUUCAACAGCGAAGACGGUGGCUCGUCUUUUCCUCCAGCCGAGAUGGAACAGCAGAGGACUUUGUUAAAAGAGAUAAAGAAAAAAGAGACAAUUUUCACCAGCAAAAGUUUGUUUAUGAUCAAAAUGAUAAAGGACGAGUGAGUUCUACUCACCAGGUUGUUGUCACAAUGAAUCGUGGAUGCAUCAAUACUAGAUGGUAGAUUGAUUGGUUUCUUUUUUUGUGUUUUACCCACAUGGGCUGAAAAUAAAUUAAUGAGAAAAGCAACAACAACCAGGAUGGUCACACGACAAAUAAUUCGGAAAUGAUGUUACUGGCACCAGAUGGAACCAAGAUCAGUCUGAUCACUCUAAAAUGUUAGUGAGACCCACAAAUCACAUCUUUGCUAACUACAUUCUGGUGUUUGUUCAUUAAUGGGAUGAUGUCACUUUACUUGUUAGUCUUGUGCAGUCUGUUUGACUUACCCCAAGCAUCCAUAGAAUCCAACUAACUUCAUAAGGUGAUGAAGGAAAUGGAACAUGCUCAAGCUGUGUAAUCGGUCACGGUUGUUGUCUGUUUAUCACGUGUCAUUUCUAUCUCUUUGGUUGUGCGUCCAGGUUCACUCUGAAAAGUGAAAUAUUACACAAGUAGUGGGUCUUUCUUUUUUGAAUUUAUAAGUUUUGCUGUUUGCCACCAGACGUUCACAUGUCCGAUGAGUGUCACUGAAAUGCCCCGACCCGGAGCCGCCCGUGUAGGUAGGAAGUCGAUUCUAAAGAUUACACGUACCUUGUGAAAUAGUUGGUAGUGAUGUAAAACCUGGAUUGUGUGGAGUUAAUUUAAGGGCUACAACACAGAAUGAAGCUCGUUGCUGUGAUAGUAUUGAUGCAUCUGUACUUGUCACGUAGGAUGUCGCCGGUGAUAUUUGUGUAUCGUGUGUUAGAUGGGAGUACAAUAUACGUUUGUACCAGUGUGAUGGAUCAAGUAGUUUUGUGUUUAGGUAGCCGAUACAUGUAUCGUGUUCUGUUGUACAUAUGUUAAAUAAAAAAGAUUUGAUUUAAACCUAAA